CGCUCGAAGCGCGGGCGAACGAACGUAUGCGAAUGGGCCGCGCCAUUUUAAAAUACCGCUCGCCAACCCGACCAAAUUAAACGGCGCUUACUCCAAGCGCUCCCCGCUCACAUGCCGCGUUCUUAAUUCGGCCGCAUUAUGUUCAGGUCAGACGACUUGGAGUGGACGAACAAUCAAGUGAUUCGAUUAAUUAAUGAGUACAAGAACAGACCGAUGCUAUGGGACCCGAACCACGAGUUGUUCAGAGUGCAAACGGCGAAAUACGAGGCCUGGUCGGAGAUAGCUCAGAUGUUUGACAUGCACGUGACGGAUCUACGCAAGAAAUUUAAUUCGAUAUUUGCGUCGCAUCGCCGGGAGAAAGCUAAAGUGAGGUUCGGAACGCACUCCAAUUGGUUCCUGUACGACCACCUCAGCUUCUUGCCGAGCCACGUGAAUAACACAAGCAAAACCGGGUCGACGGUUGUUGUGAAAACGGGUGAAGACCAGGAGGGUGAAGAAGACUCCGAGAUUGACUUAGAUAAUGAACUGGACGUGUCCCACGAAGAAAUCAUCAUCAAAAACGAGCCAGAGGUCACGACUCCGCCUAAAAAAGUCACGUUAUACAGAAAACCGAGACCCCGCAUAGUCAGACAUAUAGUCAAACCAAAAAACAACGAACGGCAGCUAUCUGAAGCUAUGAAAAUUAUAAAAACAUCUACUGUGUCCAAGAGGAAAGACGAAUGCGAUAGUUUUGGGGAAUACAUCGCUGUGUCUUUAAGGAAGCACGACGAAAGGACUCGAUCUAUGAUCAAGCAGGCCAUCAAUAAUAUUCUGUUCGAACAGGAGAUGAAGAAGUAUAGUUCCCCCCAAUUCACUUUGGUUGAGAUUGAAGAGAACCCACUCAUUAUAGGUGAUGGUGAUGCUGAAUGUGAUAAGUGAUCGGACGUCACUGGCUUGUAAAGUUGUGCAUUUCGUGAUUAACUUCGAAAUAUGGGUGCAGUAUACAAAGGUACUAAUUCAUGUUAGUAACAAUGUAAAUAGCAUAUAGAUUUAAAAUUUUAAUGUCUUGAACAGUGCCGUUGAAAGUGUGUUUUAAAAUUAUUAUUUUAGGAGGAUUUUCGUUUGAUCACGCCAUAGUAGCCGGGUCAUUCUUAUUAUUGUUUUAAUAUUUUUGUAUUUUGAAAAAUAACAGGUUGAUUCAUAUUGUUCCUACUGAACGUGUUAUUUGAACACUCAAAUUGUAUAUAAUUAAGAUUUAGAUUAAUCUUAUCUAAGCUUGCGAUGAUAAAAAGUUGAAAACA
Molecule: messenger RNA, 1280 nt
Organism: Zerene cesonia (dogface butterfly)
Lineage: Eukaryota; Metazoa; Arthropoda; Insecta; Lepidoptera; Pieridae
Exons: 2
Coding region: 139-918 (259 amino acids)
Source: RefSeq, a predicted model, not a curated record